UUGCAUGUUGUGGGUCUUUAUCGGUCAAUUAAUGGGUGUGAUUCCUGAUAUGGUGCUCAGCAGAGAUACUGUUAUGAUGCUUUAGGGAUUUCAUAGCCGUGCGCUCCAUGACUUUGGCUUUCCUAAAUAUAUAGGAGAUUGAAAUGACAAAAUCCGGAGGUGGAAUAAUGGCAUGGAACGUGUUCAGAUUCUGCACUGCCCUGCGUGCCCUUGGCUCUAUAAUGAUGGUGAUGGUCCUUGGAAUAAUUGGCCUCACGUAUUAUGUCCUUGUUAUAGCCGAUUAUGGUCCAGCUCUCUUUCAUGGCGGCCUCGAAUCGCUUGUUUCUUUUAUUGUCUUGCUUUUGUUCCAUUCUUUGUUGGUGAUGCUAUUAUGGAGCUACUUUACUACUGUUCUAACGGAUCCGGGUGGUGUCCCACCAAAUUGGAGGCCAUCAGUAGAUGAGGAGAGAGGUGAUGCAGAUCCAUUGAUAGGGUUGGAACAUGGUUCAAAUUUCGGUCCAAACCAGUCAUCUGUAUUUGGUGACCCAGCUAACCAAAGAAUGCGAUUUUGUAGAAAGUGCAACCAGUUUAAACCACCUCGAUGUCAUCACUGUUCUGUUUGCCGGAGAUGUAUAUUGAAAAUGGACCAUCAUUGUGUUUGGGUUGUCAAUUGUGUUGGGGCACUGAACUACAAGUUUUUCCUGCUUUUCUUGGUUUACACAUUUCUUGAGACAACUCUUGUUACUUUAUCAUUAUUGCGGCUGUUCAUAGCAUUUUUUACUGAUGGUGAAAUAUCUGGAACACCAGGAACUCUGGUAGCCACUUUCAUUACAUUUGUAUUGAACUUAUCAUUUGCACUGAGUGUCGUGGGCUUCUUGAUUAUGCACAUUUCGUUGGUACUAGCCAAUACAACCACCAUUGAGGCAUAUGAGAAGAAAAUUGAUCCCAAAUGGCAAUAUGAUCUUGGACGGAAGAAAAACUUUGAACAGUCAAAACCAACAUAUCCACAAGAUUUAUAUGGCAAAAUUGAGGAUGGGGAAAUUCUAUGUUGUGAAAACCUAACUGGACUGGCUGGCCGGACUGGUUUAACCAGGAACCAGAGCCUGAUCCGGUUCGGUUCACACACAAACCUGUAUUUUUUCGGAACUGCUAUAAACCAGAAUGAACUAGCCAGUUAACCAGUGAAACUGACACCCUAGUUAACCAGCCUGGGCUGCUGGAAGUCUCACAUUCUUGUUACUUUCUUACUGGAGUAAAAUUUGACAGUUUCUUAUAAAUAUGUAUCAUUAACUUUUAAUUUAAACAAUUAAUUGAAUUAGUUAUGUAGUUAUUAAUACAAACAUGAAUUAUUUUUCUAUUUUAUCAUUUUUAUUUUAUUUGUUAUUAUGAAAUUUCAUUCUAAAUAUCUAUAAUUUCAAGUGAAAUGUUAAAUUACUUUUUAAGAUUUAUUUACAUAUUAAAAUUUAACUAAAUUUCCUUUAAUUAUCAUUUACAAAAUAUACCUAGCUGCUAACUAUAACAGUAUACUAACGUAUUUAGAGAAAUUAUUAGUUUUAUAAUAUGUUUUAUAUUUAUUUAAUAUUAUAUCAGUUAAACCCUAGUUGACUCUAGUUAAACUUUAAACCCUUAACCCUCCUUCUUCACUUGUUCAUUGACCAGUUCUAUUUCUAAAACCUUGGGAAAUAAAAUGGACAGGAUUUAAAAAAAAAAAUCAAUGCAUUUGUAGAAAGAUGUCAGUGGCACCUUUUAAGGAAAAGUUGAGAGAAGGGACAUUGACAUGGUUUAAAUGAGUGCAAGGUAGACCACGAAAAGCACCUACAGUGAAGUAGAUAAGAAAGGAAGGGGGCAUCACGUGGAGCUUAAUACUGGAAAAGGAUUUAGUGGCUUUAUACUUUUUCUGAAAAUGUAUUCCUAAACCGAGUGAAAAGAUGGAAACAAAUUGAUAUAGUUGCAUCCCAACUAAUUUGGAUUAGAGCUUAUAAGUUCAGUUGAGCUAACUGAGACGUAUUUGAGUAUUUAAAACUGAUGACAAGUGAUAUCAAGACAUUAAUCCAGACAAAACACUCUUAGGUGUACUUUUGUGAAUGAUUUUCUGGAUUACUUUGAAUUUAAGAGUACAACCUCAAUUUAAAAUGUUCAGUCAUUGGUUUUGUUGGAAUAAUUAGUACUUAGAGUAGUAUGUCUGAUAAUUCUGUUUUCCUUAUGUUCUCCCUUCACCAGAAAUUCUGGCUUCACUUCUAAUCAUGUUUGAAAAUUAAUCUAUCCUGUAGCGAUAUUGUCAUAGAGUAAAGUUGUAGUAAUCCAAGGCUACAAUGCGAGUCAUUGUUGAUUAUUUUUUUUU
Molecule: messenger RNA, 2320 nt
Organism: Manihot esculenta (cassava)
Lineage: Eukaryota; Viridiplantae; Streptophyta; Magnoliopsida; Malpighiales; Euphorbiaceae
Product: probable protein S-acyltransferase 14
Exons: 8
Coding region: 144-1157 (337 amino acids)
Biological process (GO): protein targeting to membrane; peptidyl-L-cysteine S-palmitoylation
Cellular component (GO): endoplasmic reticulum; Golgi apparatus
Molecular function (GO): protein-cysteine S-palmitoyltransferase activity
Source: RefSeq, a predicted model, not a curated record